Molecule: messenger RNA, 972 nt
Organism: Eremothecium gossypii ATCC 10895
Lineage: Eukaryota; Fungi; Ascomycota; Saccharomycetes; Saccharomycetales; Saccharomycetaceae
Gene: COQ4
Product: ubiquinone biosynthesis protein COQ4
Exons: 1
Coding region: 1-972 (323 amino acids)
Biological process (GO): ubiquinone biosynthetic process
Cellular component (GO): mitochondrial inner membrane; mitochondrion
Source: RefSeq, marked provisional
AUGUUACGAGGAAAGGCGACGGUAGCAGCUGCUCAGCCCAGGCGGACUUUUGUCCUAGCCGGUAUGCUUUCCUUGGGGCAGCUUGUGAUCGGAAGGGAGGCGCGGCUUGCGGAUGCCAUGGCCAGAGGAGACCUGCACAACAAGAAUGAGGACUACCAGGCAAAGCAGCUGCAGGAGCUGGAGGCGCGGUUGCAGGGCCUGCGGAACACGCGGCCGUCGGCGCCGCGGUACGAGGGCCACGUGCCGCUGUGGUGGCACGAGAAGGCGCUGCUGUUCGGUAUCUCGGGCCUGCGGUCGUUCUUUCACCCCGAGAACGGGAUGAACAUCGUGCAGCUGGGCGAGGCUGCGGCGAUCCCGUGCUUCUUGGAGUCCCUGCGGCGCACCAUGCUGUCGGACGCUACCGGGCGGCGCAUCCUGAGGGAGCAGCCGAACAUUAGCGAGCCAGACCUGGACAUGGACAAGCUCGCGCAGCUGCCCACGAACACGCUGGGUCACACGUUCUACCGCUGGCUGCGCAAGGAGGGCGUGACGCCGGACACGCGCGCGCCGGUAACCUACAUUGACGACCCCGUGCACGCCUACAUCUUCAAGCGCUAUCGCCAAUGCCAUGACUUCUACCACGCGAUCACCGGGCUGCCGAUCAUCAUCGAGGGCGAGAUUGCUGUCAAGGCGCUGGAAGCGGCUAAUAUCGGCGUUCCCAUGGCCGCGCUAGGCGCCCUGCUGGCGCCGUUGCGCCUGCGGGCGGCGCAACGCGAGCGCUUGCGCAACAUCUACCUUCCCUGGGCCAUUGAAACGGGCCUGAGCGCUAAGCCGCUUAUCAACGUGUACUGGGAGGAGCUGCUGGAGCACGAUGUGGACCAGCUGCGCGCAGAGCUGGGCAUCCGCGUGCCGCCAGAUCUCCGCCUCAUUAGACAGGAGCAGCUCCAGCGCCGCAGAAGCUUCAAGAUGAAGUACGAGUCCUUUGAAAAUUGA